AUGGAAGCAAUAGAUGAGAUCGCGGUGGAUCCCGAUUUCUACACUUUGGAAGAUUGCUACAACAGGGAUGCGCAGGACCUUCAGUCCGAUACCACCUCCAUUGCCUCCGCGAUCGCGAGGGGACGGCUAGAGAACGGCCGAAGAUACCAAGCCAUUAAAGAAGAUGACUACUGGGGUCCUUCUGACGAACAGCAAUUCGAGGCUUUUGAGAUUGGCCAUAUGGUGUUUCUUGUGCUAGAUUACGAUCAGCCAAAUCCUCUUUUCCGCGCCCCUAUCGGCAAUUCGCCUAAGAAUAUUUUGGACAUCGGAACUGGCCAAGGGAAUUGGGCAAUUGACGUUGCCGAUCGCUAUCCGUCAGCUACCGUCCGCGGAGUGGAUAUCUUCCCUCCGCCUGUGACAUGGAUGCCACCGAACUGCAUCUUCGAGGUGGAUGAUGUACUUCGCGAGUGGACAUGGCGAGAGCCCUUUGACUUUAUUCAUAUGCGCCUAAUGUACGGCGCAUUCCCUCCUGAGGGAUGGCGCCAGCUAUACAAACAGGCUUACGACGCCCUGGAGCCGGGUGGCUGGAUCGAACAAAUGGAAUUGGACGUGCGAGUCUAUAGUGAUGACGGUUCCUUGAAGAAAGAACACCAGCUAUAUGGAUGGGGCGACAUGUUUAUUAGAUGCUCUGAGCGAGCUGGACGCUCACUCAGAACCCACGAAACGAUGCGCAACGCAAUCCAGGAAGCUGGGUUCGUGGAUGUGCAUGAGGAAAAGUAUAAGAUUCCCCUCGGACCUUGGGCUAGGGAUAAUAUACUCAAGGAGACUGGACACCUUCAGCAUGGCCAUUGGAACGCCGCUCUGGAAGGUUGGGCGAUGUGGCUGCUCACUCACUAUGGGGAGCCGGUGCCGUGGACAAAGGAGGAGGUGCAGGUGUAUUUGGCUAAAGUGCGCAAAGAGCUGAACAAUCCGCAAAUUCAUGCUUAUGAACCUGCGAACCGUGUGUGGGCAAGAAAGCCUACCAAGGAGGAAUUGAAAGUGAAGGCAAAUAUUAAGGUUGAGAGAUCGCCGUAA
Penicillium crustosum is the source of this 1053-nucleotide messenger RNA. RefSeq names its product class I SAM-dependent methyltransferase. Gene Ontology annotation, molecular function: methyltransferase activity. The record is from RefSeq and is a predicted model, not a curated record. The transcript is spliced from 11 exons. The coding region runs from base 1 to 1053 and encodes 350 amino acids. Lineage: Eukaryota; Fungi; Ascomycota; Eurotiomycetes; Eurotiales; Aspergillaceae.